AUGGAACCAUUUAUUGAAAUCACUAAAUAUUUUUCUUAUCCGAGUAUCGAUGCCCAGAGUAUUAAAAGUGAAAAGUCUCAAUCACCAACUCCUGAAGAAGAUGAUAAUGGUGAUGAGGAAAGGGUGGAAGAUAUCGUUGAUCACAGCGAGGACAGUACUGGAAGUGAUUUGUUGCUCAACUCAGAUGGAUCACCAGACAGAAUUGGAGCAUUGAACUUGGUUUCGCACAGACAUUCUGGUAGCUCUUCGAGCUCAGGCGUUAGCAGUACCGGACCAUCGGGAAAUUGUUCAGCAAAUGUAACAAGUGGCAGUGAUCCAUUAGCUGCACUACAAAGUCAGCAAUUCGCACAGAUUCCUGGAUUGGGAGUGUUAUCGCCGCAAAGCAAUCCAUUGAUCGGAAGUCCUCCAGGUGGACAAUCUUCUCUAACGCCUCAAGAACUUCAAGCACUUUUCCAGCAACAGAUUCAAUAUUUAUUAAUGAGACAGUCUACAGCAACUCAUCAGAACCAGACUCCAUUUUUUUUUCAAAAUCAAGUUCACCAAGCAUUGACUCAAGCAUCACUUCAACUGCAACAGAUCCAACAGGCUCAAAAUAUGACUAACAACCAUCAGCAUUCUCCAGUUGGAAAUGGUCCUAAUCAGUCGAUACGUCCAGCUGCUUCUUCAACACCAUCCCAUCAUUCUAAACACUCUGCUCAGACCCAAUCAUCUAAUAAUGACUUGGAUCUAUCUGCAGCAGCCGCUCUAAGCCGAUUGGCAGAAACCAAAACUAGCACUGAUGAUACCACCGAUCUCGAAGAAUUAGAACAGUUUGCUAAACUCUUUAAGCAAAGACGCAUCAAAUUAGGUUUUACUCAAGGUGAUGUAGGCCUUGCAAUGGGAAAACUGUAUGGCAAUGAUUUCUCUCAAACAACAAUAUCUAGGUUUGAAGCGUUGAAUUUGUCUUUUAAAAACAUGUGCAAGUUAAAACCACUGUUGCAAAAGUGGCUUGUAGAUGCUGAUAGUACAAUGACCAACCCUAGCGCUAUGUGUAAUCCUCUGACAACGCCAGAAGCAAUCGGAAGACGUCGCAAGAAACGCACGUCCAUUGAAACGUCUAUAAGAUAUUCUUUAGAAAAAGCAUUUAGAGCAAAUCCCAAGCCUACAUCUGAAGAAAUAUCAAUACUGGCAGAUAACCUAUCCAUGGAAAAAGAAGUGGUGCGUGUAUGGUUCUGCAACCGUAGGCAAAAAGAGAAACGCAUUAAUCCGCCAACAACAACUAUGGCUGGUCAAACCACAUCUACCAACACAGAUAUGUUUACCGCUUCAAUGUCAGUACAAAACCAGAGUGACAUGUUUCCCAUGCUAACUUCUCCAGGACAUCCACUGGCACUUGUAUCUUCUCCAUCCAUUGGAGGUCAUCAUCACCAUCACCACCAUCAAAGUAACAGUGAGUGA
Molecule: messenger RNA, 1437 nt
Organism: Macrosiphum euphorbiae (potato aphid)
Lineage: Eukaryota; Metazoa; Arthropoda; Insecta; Hemiptera; Aphididae
Source: the annotation of a GenBank genome assembly